Messenger RNA from Cricetulus griseus (Chinese hamster), 1581 nucleotides. Lineage: Eukaryota; Metazoa; Chordata; Mammalia; Rodentia; Cricetidae. The record is from RefSeq and is a predicted model, not a curated record.
CCACCUAAUCCCACGCAUCAACCCGGUCCUCCGGCUCAGCCGCGCAGGUUGAAUCGACCAAAGCGAUGGUUAUGGAGAAGCCUAGUCCCCUGCUGGUCGGGCGGGAGUUUGUGCGACAGUACUACACCCUGCUGAACCAGGCCCCGGACAUGCUGCACAGAUUUUAUGGAAAGAACUCUUCCUAUGCCCACUGGGGCUUGGAUUCCAACGGGAAGCCAGCGGAUGCGGUCUACGGGCAGAAGGAAAUCCAUAGGAAAGUGAUGUCUCAAAACUUCACCAACUUCCACACCAAGAUCCGCCACGUGGAUGCUCGCGCUACUCUGAAUGAUGUGGGGGUCCAAGUGACGGGGCUACUGUCCAACAACAACCAGGCUCUGCGGAGGUUCAUGCAGACCUUUGUUCUUGCUCCCGAGGGUUCUGUUGCUAACAAGUUCUAUGUUCACAACGACAUCUUCAGAUACCAAGAUGAGGUCUUUGGUGGCUUUGUCACUGAACCUCAGGAUGGAUCUGAGGAGGAAGUAGAAGAACCUGAAGAAAGCCAGCAGACACCUGAGGUGGUGCCUGAUGAUUCUGGGACUUUCUAUGAGCAGACGGUCAGCAACGACUUAGAGGAGCAUUUACAGGAACCCGUUGUGGAGCCGGAGCCAGAACGAGAGACAGAGCCAGAACCAGAGCCUGUGCCUGACAUCCAGGAGGACAAGGCUGAGCCUGCAUCGGAGGAAGCUGCUCCUGAGCAUGUGUGAAAGAGCGCUUCUCCCGCCCCAGCGGAUGUUGCCCCAGCCCAGGAGGAUUUGAGGACGUUUUCUUGGGCAUCUGUGACUAGUAAGAACCUUCCUCCCAGUGGGGCUGUUCCAGUGACGGGGACACCACCCCAGGUGGUAAAAGUGCCACCUUCACAGCCUCGUCCAGAAUCUAAGCCUGAAUCUCAGAUUCCACCACAAAGACCUCAGAGAGAUCAGAGAGUUCGAGAGCAACGGAUCAAUAUUCCUCCUCAGAGGGGACCCCGGCCGAUCCGUGAGGCUGGUGAGCCAGGAGAUGUGGAACCUCGGAGGAUGGUGAGGCACCCUGACAGUCACCAGCUCUUCCUCGGGAGCCUGCCACAUGAGGUUGACAAGUUGGAACUGAAGGAUUUUUUCCAAAAUUAUGGGAACAUGGUGGAAAUGCGCAUCAACAGUGGCGGGAAGCUGCCCAGCUUCGGUUUUGUUGUGUUUGAUGAUUGUGAGCCUGUUCAGAAGGCCCUUAACCAUAGGCCCCUCAUGUUCCGAGGCGCAGUCCGUCUGAACGUGGAAGAGAAGAAGACUCGAGCUGCCAGGGAAGGAGACCGCAGGGAUAACGGCCUUCGGGGACCUGGAGGCCCCCGUGGUGGGCCGAGUGGUGGGAUGAGAGGCCCUCCCUGCGGAGGCCUGGUGCAGAAACCAGGCUUUGGUGUGGGCAGGGGGAUCGCAACUCCAAGGCAGUGAAUUGCUUGGCCCAGAUCUCCACACAGCACACAGCCCUGGCUCCUGCAGAAUGGUGAAUUCCUUCAACCAGCCUUUGGUGUCUUGGAGUAGUCUAUUAUAAACUGCUCAAGUUUGUACAAUU